Daphnia pulex (common water flea) is the source of this 1739-nucleotide messenger RNA. RefSeq names its product zinc finger-containing ubiquitin peptidase 1-like. NCBI's taxonomy places the organism in Eukaryota, Metazoa, Arthropoda, Branchiopoda, Diplostraca, Daphniidae. Bases 81 to 1541 code for a protein of 486 amino acids. The transcript is spliced from 11 exons. The record is from RefSeq and is a predicted model, not a curated record.
AUUUUGAUCUGGUGACUGGUGUGAAAGUAGCGGGAGCUAAUUUGUUACAUAUAUAGCUAAUUAAGACCAUUCUAUUAAAAAUGAGCUCCGAUGAAGAUUGUAUUAUAAUAUCUAGUCGCAGUUCUGCAACCACUUCUGACCAAAACAAAAUUAUUUCCAGUAGUUUACAAAAAUUCACUUGUCCUAUGUGCUCUCAAACUAGUGAAGAACUCAGUGAAAUUGAAGCUCAUAUCGAGAAUGAACACCUGGGGCAUGAAGGACAAAGCUCGGGAGAUCAAAUAAACUCCUUUCGGAUGGAUCAUGCUUGUCCACUGUGCAGUGAAAUAUUUAAAGAUUCUUCUCUACUUGAAUCUCACUUUCAUGUAGAACAUGACAUGUUUAUUAAUGAUGCUGCAGCUGCUAGAUUCUCUUGUCCCGUCUGUUUAUCAAAUGAGUUCUCCUCUGAAGAAGUACUUGCACAGCAUGUCAAUCAGCACUUUUCAAAUGAAUGUGUUCCACCACUUGACGACGAUGGACAGCUUGCACGAAAAUUAGAGGAGCAAGAACGAGAAUUGAUGCAAAAGAAGGAACGCGAGGAUUUCAAGCGACUUCAAUCUCUUCACGGCUUUGAUCAAGGGAGAAAUAUGAAUCGACAAAGUGAUGCAACUCUGUUACAAUCUGUUAAAAGAGGAAAUAUGUCCGCGGUUGAUUAUCACGAGAAGCGCAUUAUGCUUAAAAUGUCUGAGAAGAUUGGUGUUGACGAUGGUUCAUCAGCUACUCGAGAUAUAACAUCUCACAUAAGAAGAUUUGCUACAACGCAGAACAUUCACAUGUGUAGCGAUAUUGACCACUAUGCAGCUUCAUUUGGAGAUUCUGGCUGGGGCUGUGGAUAUCGGAACCUUCAAAUGCUACUCAGUGCCCUUCUUCGCCAUCCGCAAUGCGCCGAACGAUUGACAACGUUAUGUCCUUCGACGUCAUCGACUUUAGGCAAUUCAAUUCAAGUCCCAUCCAUCACUCGACUUCAAUCUGCGAUAGAAGAAGCCUGGAAGUUGGGAUUUGACCAACAAGGGUGUCAACAACUCGGUGGCAAGCUCUAUGGUACAUGUAAAUGGAUUGGCGCAACAGAAAUUGCAACACUUUUGGCUUCUUGUCAUAUUCGUUACCGUUUAAUAGAUUUUCAUCGACCUACUUCUGAUGACGGUAAACAACAUCCGGCCUUAUUCGAUUGGGUGAAACAGUACUUUCAAGAACCGUCAGAAUUUAAACCACCGCUUUACUUCCAACACCAAGGACACAGCCGCACGAUUAUUGGCAUUGACGAAGGGAAACAGGGAAAACUGCGUUUACUUAUUCUUGAUCCAAGUCAUAAAAGCGAUCAAAUGCGUCAGUUGACAAACACUUCUGAUUCGACUAAAUCUAACGCUACUGCAAAGAAAAUAUGGGUUCCUAUGACCUCUCUAAAAUCCAGGCAAUAUCAAAUUGUUUGUGUGAACGGUGGCUUCGUUGACAGCGAUCGAGAGUUCAUACAAAGUAAAUUGAUCCGUUCCACUCGUAUUCCUUAAUGUUUUGAGAAAAUUGAUUUAGAAAAUUAAGGUACGCAAUUUAUUGUUACAUCUAUGUGCCUACAAAAUUCUUCCUCUAUGCACUUGUACCGUACCGCAUUCAUAUAAAAUAUUUUGUCCAAAAUUGAGUUUCAUCGUCUUGUCACAUUUUGCAACGAAGUUUUGUUAAUAUUAAAUUAUUACAUGGAGUAGUAAAUA